Messenger RNA from Megalops cyprinoides (Indo-Pacific tarpon), 3152 nucleotides. RefSeq names its product acyl-CoA binding domain containing 5a (gene acbd5a). The record is from RefSeq and is a predicted model, not a curated record. Gene Ontology annotation, molecular function: fatty-acyl-CoA binding. Bases 33 to 1655 code for a protein of 540 amino acids. Gene Ontology annotation, biological process: autophagy of peroxisome; fatty acid metabolic process. Gene Ontology annotation, cellular component: peroxisome. NCBI's taxonomy places the organism in Eukaryota, Metazoa, Chordata, Actinopteri, Elopiformes, Megalopidae. The transcript is spliced from 13 exons.
UUAAUGUUGAGGUGCAGCUCAACUCCUUGUGAAUGCGCGAAAUCGCUUUGAUUCUGCAUACACGCUUUGAUGCAAAACAGUCUAAGGAGUUGCUGCUGACACACUUUGCGUUUUGUGUCACCAUGGCGGAUGACAACAAACCGAUCCACGAGAAGAGGUUUGACGCUGCCGUGAAAGUGAUUCAUAGUUUACCUUCAAACGGUUCUUUUCAGCCUUCCAAUGACAUGAUGCUGAAGUUCUACAGUUACUAUAAGCAAGCGACCCAAGGACCCUGCGACAUCCCCAAGCCUGGCUUCUGGGAUCCUGUGGGCAAAGUCAAAUGGGAAGCAUGGAAGUCUCUGGGGGAUAUGCCAAAGGAGGAAGCAAUGAUUGCGUAUGUCGACGAAAUGAAGCUGAUUCUGGAAAGCAUGCCGAUGUCGGGCGAGGUGGAGGAGCUGCUGCAGGUCCUGGGACCGUUCUACGAGAUGGUGGAGGAUCAGAAGAAGAUCACCCAGGUGUCUGAGCUGUCCACAGGUUUUGGGAACAUGCUGAGGCCCCCUUCCAGAAGCGUGACCAAAAGCAUCGUUAGGAGCAUGACUGAGAACGGCACUUUAGAGGGCAGCAACAGGAGAGCUGAGCACGGGAACAACAACAUCAAGAAGGUGGAGGAAGAGGAGGAAGAAGAGGAAGAUGAGGAGGACGAGGAGGGUGAAGAUGAAGAGGAAGAGGAGGAGGAGGAGGCAGAGAAAGAAAAGGAAGUUUCGACCUUGAAGCUGAAGGUUGAUGGAUCAGCAGGAAAGCCAGACGUCCCUCUGACCAAUGGCACUGUGGAGCACAGGGUGCCGCCCCUAACCAACGGCACGCACAGCUCCAAGUCAGCCCUGAACGGCGGGGAGUCCCUGGGGGAGCCAGAGAGCGCCGCCAAAUUCCCCGAAGCCACAGAACUCAACGGCCAUCUCAGUGAUCACAAUGAGGAUGUGUCCAGUCUGCAUCACCUGGCAAGUGAUUCUGACAGCGAGGUGUACUGUGACUCUGUGGACCAGUUUGGCCAAGAGGAGAGCUCUGAGGUGCUGAACAGCUUGUCCCUGGAGACCAAUGAGGGGUGCCAGGGGUCCCUUCCGUCCUGUGCAGAGCCCGGGGUGCUGGGAGGGGAUUGCGUGGAGGACGAUCUGCGGGCCACGCCCGAGGGUGUCCAGCACGGGGGCGAGGAUGGCAAGGCCAGCAGGAGCAGCCCCCAGAGGGACAGGCUGAGCACAGACAGACCUGACAGCUCCUUGUCCAGGAGAGGAAGAAGCUCCAGGUCAGCAAGCCGUGCCUCAGGGGCCCAGGGGCCCUUGGUGGGCGGCGGGGGAGACGGGGAGCGCUGGGGGUCAGAGGGCGGGGCCCGGGGGAGCCUGAAUGAGCAGAUCGUCACGGCGCUGGCGCGGCUGCAGGAGGACAUGCAGAGUGUGCUGGAGAGGCUGCACACACUGGAGGCCCUGACCGCUUCACAGGCUAGGUCGUUAACUCUACAACCAAAUUACCCAUCAUUCCCUGCAAACAAGGCAAAUAAGAAGCCGUCCUGGUGGCCUUUCGACGUCUCCCCCGGCACUGUGGCCUUUGCCGUAGUGUGGCCCUUCGUGGCGCAGUGGCUGGUACGCCUAUACCUCCAGCGGAGGAGAAGAAAAAUAAAGUGAAGACCAGAUGUCGCUCUCAUGUGAAAAGCCCAGUACUCUGGUGUGGGUGUUUGAUGUCUUCUCUUGCAUAGCUUCAUGUUUGCGUUCUUUCAUGUGUAUGACUUGCUUUUGCACUACGUUAAUGGCACUGCUAGUAAUAUGUGGCAAUCUUUCUGGAAGCUACUGAUACUAGAAAUGGGCUCAGUUGUUCAGAGAAACAAAUGUGAAUGUACGAAACUGCAACUUUUAAUAAUCCCUUUUUUACAUUUAGUAAUUGUGUUGACAGUUGAUGGGUAGCAUUACCUUAUGAAGGAAAGGAAUAAUUGUAGAUGCAGAUGGAUGAAUAUUGUGUUAUUCAUGGUUUAAUUGUUGCAUUUUUGUUUUCAAUCUCCAACCUUUAUUUAAUGUUGAAAUCUAAUCUACUGUAAAAUCAUGCAGGUAACAGUUGUCAGGCCAUAAGGUUAAAAGGGCAUUACUAUUAUACUUGUAGCAAGCCAACGGCACUCUUUAGUGUCCUAACAUAUAGUCACAGAAACCGUAGACCAUCUUCUCUGCCAGUUAUGCUGAUGUAGCUGUUGUGGUGUCAUAGUAAACCUGCCAUUAGGCUGCAGAGUGUAAUUACCUUUCAUUAAUGUUUCGUUUAUUUGAUAUUUAUACCUGUUUAUCAUCAAAAGCAUAAGGUAGUUAUAUGGGCCACGUGGUCCCCUGACAGGGUGUAAUUAAAUUAUUAAUAUUUUGUAAUACAGGCUUUGGGGCUUUCCCAGUGGCUGCUUAUUCCAUCGUGUCAUCAGUAUGUCAACUUGAAUAUCGAUAUAAGAUCACAUCACUGCAAGCCUAGUGAAGAUUCAGGCUCUUAGAGUUUAUGUAGAGUCAUUGAAAACCCAUCUGUCCACAGUUUGCAUCCUCCUGUGAUAUUGUGCCUCUCUUAUGGAUAAGAUAAGGAGGGAAUAGCUGAGGUCCUCUCACUGCAAUCAAGAGGGACCGCUAUGUUCCAGAAAGCUCUGUCGUGUGUUUCUUGGAAAGGGGGUGGAAUAUGGGGGGUGGAAAUUAUAGAAUAGAAUACAAUAGAAUAGAAUUACUGUACCCUUAUGCCAAAAGUGCAACCUGAAAUCGGGACUGAAGAGAUUUAAAUAAGGAGACAAUCAAAUCCUUCCUGUAGGUAAAACAGUAAGUCAAAAAGUGUAAAAUUUAAAUGUCUUAGUGGGGACUGUGACAUCAGUGGAGGUCUGUGUAGAUGGUGUUUGGUUUCCUCCAGUUUCUAUUUCCCUCUCCAAAGCUCAGAAUCCCAAUUCUGUCUUUCAAAAAAAAAAAAAAAAAUCAUUCAAAAGCUUUAUUUGAAAAGAAAAGCAUUGCUGUGAAAUACAUUUCAAUGGUUUUAGAAGUGGAACUUCUAAAUUUAUACAGUAAGGCAAGUGUCCAAGGGAAUGUGAAUUGUGGGGGAGCAAAGAUGAUUGUGAUGUACUGAUUUACUUUGUAACACUACCGUUUCAAUGGUUUAGCAUUUACAGCUGCAGAUAA